UACACGGAAGCAUGACAGGGACACGUUUGUACGGACAUUCACUUUUGUCAGUCGAUUUCUCGUUUUCCACACUCCAACAGGGCUCUGAAGAUGUGCGCUGCUCCUACAGAUGAAUUGGUCCAACAGUGGGAGAGUGAGCAGGCCUGUCUCAGGCAGCAGGUGGUGGAAGAGGACACGGAGGACUGGCAGAGGAAUCCAGCCUUCUCAGGCCUGGAGCGAGUUGGAGGAGUGGAUCUGUCCUUUAUCAAAGGGGACGACGUAAACGCCUGUGCUCAGCUCGUGGUGCUCAGUUACCCUGACAUGGAGGUGCUAUAUGAGGACAGUCAGAUGGUGACCCUGACAGCUCCCUACAUAGCUGGAUUCCUAGCCUUCAGAGAAACCCCUUUCCUCCUAGAGGCUCUGCAACGGCUGAAGAAGAACCAACCUGAGCUUCUUCCUCAGGUGGUGUUUGUGGAUGGGAAUGGUCUCUUCCACUACAGAGAGUUCGGCCUGGCGUGUCACCUGGGAGUGCUGUCAGGGCUGCCGUGUGUGGGCGUGGCCAAGAACCUGCUGCAGGUGCAGGGUGUGAACAAGAGUGAAGAGCACCAGUCACAGAUAGCUGCUCUGGAGAAAGGAGGAGACAGCUUCCCACUCACAGCCGCCUCGGGCAAAGUGCUCGGAAAGGCACUGCGAAGCUCCGACAAGAGCUCCAAGCCAGUGUAUGUGUCCGUUGGCCAUAAGAUAAGCGUGGACACAGCUGUACGCCUCACACACUCCUGCUGCCGCUACCGGGUUCCAGAGCCUAUCAGACAGUUGCUGCAGCCACUGGACUCUGGACCUCCACAGAGAGAUUGGAGGACGGUCGGAGAGAGACAAAAGUGCAGCCCUGGGAUUGAUGUGAGAGAGAGAAGAGGACAUGAGAGGCCGACUGUCGCUCCAGGGAAUACCUUCGCAUACACUUCCCAACUGCAGAUACAUGAAUCAUAGAAUGAGGUUACCAAAGAUGCACCAGAAGACCUCGAGAGCCCUGAGGAGAUGCAACUAUUAAACAGACCGCCAGUUUCUUUUUAUAUGUGUGUUUGAGUGUGUGUCCGUGCGUGAGAGAGGAAGAGAAAGAGACAAAGUGUUUCCACAUGAAUGAGAGCGAAAGAGUUAUUUUAGUCAAGUGAGAAAGAUGGAGCGUGAGUUUUAACUUUCAUGUGCUUUUAAAAGUGUAGCUGUUUUAGGGCCAAGACUGUCUUAUUAAAUGAAUCUUUUUAUGCAGUCGCUCCACAUUUUAACGGAUAUGGGUCACAGAGACUCUUUUUAUACACUGUUCUCAUUACAUUUUUGGGUCACUCAGCCUUUUACACUGGAAGCCUUGUAAAUAAAUCAUAAAUGUCCCUGA
Molecule: messenger RNA, 1366 nt
Organism: Notolabrus celidotus (New Zealand spotty)
Lineage: Eukaryota; Metazoa; Chordata; Actinopteri; Labriformes; Labridae
Product: endonuclease V-like
Exons: 10
Coding region: 91-966 (291 amino acids)
Biological process (GO): DNA repair
Cellular component (GO): cytoplasm; nucleolus
Molecular function (GO): single-stranded RNA binding; RNA endonuclease activity producing 5'-phosphomonoesters, hydrolytic mechanism
Source: RefSeq, a predicted model, not a curated record